Molecule: messenger RNA, 2339 nt
Organism: Sclerotinia trifoliorum
Lineage: Eukaryota; Fungi; Ascomycota; Leotiomycetes; Helotiales; Sclerotiniaceae
Source: the annotation of a GenBank genome assembly
AAAGCAUCUUGUGUCAACUCAUCUUGCAGUAAAUGCACAACGCACAACAAUAAUGCUUCGUUGAGACCCACAUUCAACUGGAUGCCUUUAAUACAACGUCGCUCCUACCGCGCGAAGUCUCUUUUGUUAUCUAUAUAACAAUGGCACCACUUCUGGAAGAUCCUCGCAUCCGACAAACCUGGAACCAAUUCUCACAGAAUGCGGAACAUGCUACCGAAAAUGCUGCGGCAGGAAUAUGGAACUUCCAGCAUAAAUAUAUAAACCCCUGCUUUUCGACCAUCGGAAGCGGCUUUGAUGCAUGCACAGCUCAAUGUUUUCCAGGACAAGAAGAAAGGGCGAGGAGAUUAAGAGAAAGAGGGCGGACAAGAGGGCGCGCAGAACUUAGUUUCGAUUUUUAUGACGAUUGGGAUGAAGAUGAAGGGCUUUUGGGAGGCUGGGGAAAUGAUGAACUGGAUAGGUUAUUGGCGGGAAGUGGAUCGCACUCUGGAAAUGUUACUGAAGCGCCGAAAAGGAAAAGAGGAAUGAGUUAUGGGACACGAGGAAGGAAGAAAGGAUUAGAAAAUGACCCUACAAUUAUACCAAGUACAAGUGCUUUAGGAUUUCUAGGACGUUUACCAUGGAAAUUAGGAGGAACAUUGAGAUAUAAACCUAGCGCGGCAGAUUUGCAAGAACAUCCUGGAGCACAUCGAUCAGAUUAUAAUGGGGUGGGCGAGGAAGCAGAUGCAUUGAUGGGAGACGAUCUUGACGAUGAAGCGCGGGAUUUCAUGAGAGGACAUGCGAGGAAUAGGAGUUCGACACAAAGUUCAGGAGAGACUUCGGAUUCAUUUCGAUCGAGAGGAGAUCUAUUUCCGAGUGAUGAAGAAGAUGCGGUACCUCUCAGUGACGAAUUUGCCAUGGUACUUGAAAGACGAAAUACAAAUUCAGGCACGGACGAUAAGAGUAGUGGAAAUACGCGAAGCAGUAAAGGCAAGAGGCCUGCACAGUCAAGAAAUGUAUCACGAACUACACAAUCAUCAUCACAAACAAUACGACCGAGAGGAGGCGGUGCAGGCUCGGGGACGUCGUUGCCAACCACGCCAGACAUCUCAGGUCUCGACGUGACCGCCACCCCAUCAAUUGAGGAUUUACAACUGGAAGAGGAAAGAGUACGUUUAGAAGAGGAUGAAGAAGUGGAAAGGAAACGACAGGCUGCUUUACUAUUAGCGCAAGAAAGGGGUCUCUAUGUAGAGGAUACAGUUGAACCUGUUUCCUCAGAGCCAAAGCAGGAUAUAAAGACAGUGGAAGAUUCAUCUUCGCCACCUGCCGAAAUAGCACCAGCCAGUGAAUCGCCUUCAGCUCAAUCACAGUCACAGGGUAACAAAGAGUUAUCGGAAGGAAAGGUUAAUGAUAAUAACAAAGAAAAUGAUUUUGUCCCUGCGAGACUACCAAAUUUCCGCUAAUAUCGUUUACCGGAAAUCGCUACUCUACCAAGUUCCGAAGAAGUCAUCCAAGGCGGAUUUGGCGGCCACGAUCCCACAUUUCAAUGGUUUAUCAUUAGCUAAACCAGAUUUCUUGCUGCUUGAGGAUUUGAUUCAAAAUACCCAGUAUUUCUCAGACGUUUUGUCUCCCGGAGAUAUGAAGUAUUACAGAAUAGAUUUCAUGUUACUUUGCAUUGGAAUGGAUACGUGGGCCCAAACUAGAUGUCCUAAUAGACUUUACGGUUCCUGGCUAUAUGCCUUCAGAGGAGACUUUGUCUCAUGGAAGUAUAGAUAUGGAAUUAGGCGACUACAACGUCUCACGUUCUAUGGCGUGCAGAAGAUUGGAACGAUCAACCCACGAUCUAAGGACACCAAUAAACUUCGAUGAAUAAUCAUGACAAUGGCUGGAAUUAAAUUGGUGGAUUGUGGUACAAGGAGAUGAAGUACAGGAAAGGGGGUAGAUAAAUUUUCCAUGGUAGGCGAUAAGACAAGCGGUGCAGACAGGCGUUACAAGGCGGAAAGACGAAAGAUAUGCGAAGUGCUCGCUAUACUUGAAUGAUGUUGAUUUUAUGACGAUUUGAUCAUCACAGGAGUUUGGGUUUAGGUUUAGGCUUGGGAUGGGAUGGUGUUUAUUGUAUGAAUCGAAUACGGGAUAUCUAUAAAUGCUAUGAGUAACAAUAGGGCGGUCUAUGAUUUCUUUUCCAUACAACAAUAUACGGUGAUGAGAAAAGGUUUGUUGGUGGCGCCUGUUUGAAGACGUGAUUAUAGUUAUUUUUUAACUUUCUACUUUACUCGAGGCCAAGUAGUUAUCUUUGACAUAAUCAUGAUUGCACAUCUAGGUAGAUACUGUGUACUGGAAAUAAAAAUCCGGAAUCCAAUGAU